UUUUAUUUAGAGGCGGUGCUUGUUGGCUCCAGAGAAGCGUCGUAACGACACUUUUUCCCCCCAGUCCCUGUAAAAAGAGUUAGACCGGGGCCAGAGUUGGUGCUGGGGGGUCGCCUAUAGUUUAGUAAUUUCCUGGGGGGUAAAUCCUAGGUUUUUUUUUAACCCGUCAGAUUUUCUAUUUCAUUUUAUUUUUUAUUUUUUUUACUACUCUGAAUUAUCGCCACUCUCACUGUUAAGAUCUGAUAUCCCCACGAGAUUUUUCCUUCCAGAUCAUGAACAAACUAUAUGUUGGGAAUUUAAGUCCUUCGGUCACUGUCGAGGACUUGAAGGAGCUCUUUGGGGAGAAGAAGCUGCCAGUGGCCGACCAGGUCCUCCUGAAAUCCGGCUAUGCUUUUGUGGACUUCCCCGACCAGAACUCGGCCAUAAAGGUUAUAGAGACUCUUUCUGGUAAUGUUGAAUUACACGGAAAGGUGAUAGAGAUAGACUACUCUGUUCCAAGAAAACUAAGGAGUCGUAAGAUCCAGAUCCGGAACAUUCCCCCUGAUCUACAGUGGGAGUGAAUACUGACACAGAAACAGCAGUGGUGAAUGUUACAUACGCAACCAAGG
This is a messenger RNA of Notothenia coriiceps (black rockcod), 608 nucleotides long. RefSeq names its product insulin-like growth factor 2 mRNA-binding protein 2. Gene Ontology annotation, molecular function: RNA binding. The record is from RefSeq and is a predicted model, not a curated record. The transcript has 4 exons. The coding region runs from base 273 to 560 and encodes 95 amino acids. Lineage: Eukaryota; Metazoa; Chordata; Actinopteri; Perciformes; Nototheniidae.